UCAGAAGCCUUGCGAGUUUUAGACUUCCUGUUCGUAAGGUGUAAAGUUCAUUGCGUGUGUAUGCUUCACCACACAUUUGACGGCUGACGGGAACCCUCUGGGGGGACCAUGGCUACUGGAUGCGACUCGGAGGAUGAUCCAUCAGAGAGUCUACAGUUAAUGUUUUCCGAUACCAAGUACAAGAAAUGUCAUGAGCUGUAUGAAGAGGCUGACCGAGCUUUUAGUGAAGGUCAACUGGAUACACUGGAGAAGUUAACGCUUCAAUAUCACGUGAUGAAAAAUGCACCGGUCACCAUUAACGAGGUUUUAAAAAGAAGAAUGGACAGUCUAAAAUACGAAAACCGUGAGCUGCGUGUUUACAUAGCAGGAGCAGUAGGGGUGGGUAAGACGACCUUUCUGAAUUUGCUGAUGGGUGGAGACUACCUGCCGACAGAUCAUGGAAGCUGUACAAACAUUCUGUGUGAAGUCCACAAUAAUCCUGUCAGGUUAGGGGUGAUCCAUUACGAGAAAGGACCGCCGAUAGAUAUCAUUUUGACGGAAGACGGGGACACUGACGAAUGGCAACGAAUUCAGAGCUGUAUCAAAACCAAACAAGACAAUCAAAUCAAUGUUUCAAAAGUCCAAAUAUACUGGCCUCUUCAGAUCUUUAAGAGUGUGCAUGAAACUGAGGUCAAGGAAGAGAUCUACGGACGAAAUUCCAGCGGAAGCGUCCACCUUUCCUCUGACGUAUACAGUAGUAGUGGCCCAAGGAAGGGGACACUCCCUGUAAUAUUUAUGGAUUUUCCAGGCGUUGAUUCCGAUGAUAAAGAACUAUUUCAGCCAUAUCUACAAAACAUUGACAAAUGUCACACUUUUAUUUUUAUGAUUGACAUACGCAGAGAUCACGGGGUGCACGGCCCGACGCUGCAACAAUUGAUGUCGGAUAUUGCUACUACAAUUUCUAUGGAGAUUACGACUCUAGACCCAGAGUCUGCAUUGUUUGUCUGUACAAACUGUCCCACGAGUGUUACGAAAGAUACAAAGAAAACGACUGCUCUCAUUGACAAGAUUCUGAACAGGAUUCAGAUGUGUUGGCCGAUGGUAGUGAGAAGUCAGAUUAUCUUCAUAGAUGAUAUGACACAAAUGAAAAACGAUCCCUCUAGGUUCCUAGGUGUCCAAGAAGAAAUGGUAAAUUUCUUGAUGAAAGCAGAACGGCUGUUAUUAGAGGAACACUGCAUGUGGCUAACAAGUUUGUUAGAAUGUACAUCAGCUUAUACAAAGUUUGGAAACCAAUGGAAAUCCGUGGAAGAUGUCCAUUGUAUUGAUGUUCGAUUACGCGAGUUUCUCGAGCAUCUUCUGUCUUUCCAUGAUAGCUUGACAUCUAAUUCCGCUAUAAUAAAAGAAAUAAGAGACAUUCAAGUGAGCUACGAAGACAAAAUACGUAGAUAUCUAGACCACGAAAUACAAGUAGAUAAACUCACUUUUACCGAAGUCAUUUCGUUGAGAGAUAGAGUCGGACCUGGUCUACAAAGCUUCGUGCAAGCUUGUGAUAAAGAGAUAGAAGAUGUUUUAGAAAGAGUGAUGAAAGAAUUUCAAGAGAAAUUUGUAUUUGGAAAAAUUCAAAAAGUAGAAAAUAGAAUUGGCGAUACCUCGGUCUUUGGUAACGUGCUAAUUCUUGUUCUGUUGGCAGUGUUUAUUUGGCCCGUUGGACUGGGAAUGGCUAUUUUUGCGGUCUCGGAAUUUGCCGCUUCUGUGAUGGAGAAUGAUACCAUUUCAAAACAAAGUCUCGUAAGGAAAGUGGUAGCCAAACUUCAGGAAAAUGUAAAUGGCAAGUUAGAUGCAAUUCUUCAUGAGAUGAACAAACAGAAAGAAGACCUUGUUCACAUUCUAAAUCAAAACCAGAAAAACAAGUCAUCAACAGUUCGAGAACAUCGUUUGGAUUUGUCUGAAAAAUUCAAUGGCAUCGCCAAAAAUCUUUGGGACGUGUAUGUUGGUUUAAUCAUGAAACAUGAAUUUUCCUCCCAUGAGAUUAAAGUCGAUCAUAGUCAGGGCAUUAGUAGACAAAAUAUAAGAAUGAACACAUAUAAGGCUACGAUAACAUCACGAAAAAAUGAAAUAUUCGCAGUGAAGGAAAUUCAGAUUAAACUCCAAAGACAGUCCAUUGAAAACUCGACAAAGGAGAAAGAGGACGAUACAAGUUCAAUGCUUUAUGAUUCCUCGAUAUUCCGGGAAAGAUACCUAUUAAAGCAUUUGUCAAUGAAGAAAACCGAUGAAGACUACCCCUACUUUGUUCGUUACGAGGGAUCUGCAGACCGUGUUGACAAAGGCCAUUAUUAUCUACAGCUGGUUAUGAAGAUGUAUAAAUGUAGCCUUUUAGAUGUAGUAUUAGAGGGUGCACAAUCAAUAGACCAACAGAGGAAAAUCAAAUAUGCGAAAGGAGCUGCUCGAGGUCUACGAUUUCUUCAUAAACACCGAGUGAUGCAUAGAGAUGUGAAACUUUCCAACUAUCUGGUAGACGAUGAGGACAAUGUGGUCAUUUGUGAUGUGGGUCACUCAAAACACAUAGAUGCUGUCCAGACAAUUCAUGGUCGAGGAACAUUUAUAUAUCUGGCUCCAGAACUUCGAACUUUAUCUGCUAAUCCACACACAACAGCUUCUGACAUAUAUUCGUUUGGGAUUAUGUUGUGGGAGCUUUUCAAUUGCAGGCGUAUUGAACCUGGAUAUUUUGAUGUGAAAAGUAUCUUGAAAGGAACUAACGGGGGAGUUGAAAAUUUGAUCCGCGCCUGUCUUCAUCAAAAUCCCAAGCAAAGACCUACUAUUUUUGAAAUCAUAGCUCAACUCGAUACAAUAUUCAGUUAAUAAUGAAAAUGAAUAAGUUACACUUGGUUAGACUGGAUGUGAAACAAAAUGAAUGCAUCGAGUCGAAGGGUAACAAGCUACAAAAAAGGUGUUAUAUGUUGAUGAGUAACAUUUAUUGAAUUCAAAUCAAAAUGUGAUUCUGUAAUGUAAUUGGAAUAACAUUCUUUGAUCCGUUCAUAAUCUUAUGUGACGAAAUAAGUUGGUAGGUUAAAGGAUUCGAUUCAAACAGAGUUUGCAAACUGUCAGUAUGAAAUAACCCAUACAAAAACGUUGUCAAUGCACUAUACGAAUAUUCCUCUGAAGAGUAUAUCAUAUUUACCUCUCAGAGGAGUAAAAACAAAACAUAAUUGCAAGAUGAUAAGUAAGUAGAAACGACCGAUAAAUUUUACAAUGGGGACUGGAUGUUCUUGGAAUUCAUGAAGAAAUUUAUAUCUACAAGAAACGGUAUGCAGAUACUCAUAGAAUUAUGUACUACUUUGUGAAAAAGCUACAUACAUGUUCACAGCGAUUUUGUUUGAAAGUGCCUUAAAGCACCAUACUUUCGUCAGUAACGACAAACUUGAACAACACUACUUCUUUAAUUGUUGUAUUAUAUACAAUAAAAAUGGAAAUAGGAAAUAUCCAUAUCUUAUGGUCAGUUAUCCGAAAGAUUGCUUUGUUAAACAGUACGCUGAUUCUGCACACAACUACUCUGGAGUUCAUAUAAGUUCCUCAGGUGAUCAGGUCUUCCAACAUUGUUAACAUUCCCAUGGCCACGAAGUGUGCUCCUUUGUUUCCUGACCUGUUUUUAUAUCCUUACCACAAGCAAGAGUAGUAAAUUCGAACUCAAACGAUACAAUUGCCUGUGAUUCUUACGAGGCGGAAUUCAUUCAAAGCUCCUACAUGCCAAGGUGGAGAAAUUGCUUCCUGUGGCCUUCAACUAAGUACAGUAUUUAGAUCAAUCGACGACGUUAUAUCUAUUCACAAUACUCAUAUUCAUUCAUAUGUCGAUGUAAUAUAUCCUAGAGAAAUCGAAAUAAAAGACACCACAGAGUCUUUCA
Ostrea edulis (European flat oyster) is the source of this 3878-nucleotide messenger RNA. RefSeq lists its product as uncharacterized. The record is from RefSeq and is a predicted model, not a curated record. Lineage: Eukaryota; Metazoa; Mollusca; Bivalvia; Ostreida; Ostreidae. Gene Ontology annotation, biological process: protein phosphorylation. Gene Ontology annotation, molecular function: ATP binding; protein kinase activity. The coding region runs from base 109 to 2838 and encodes 909 amino acids. The transcript has 12 exons.